UGACAGCUAGGGUGUGUGUUAUCGUCUGAUGUUUCCUCUUGUUGUUGAUGUACACCUCACGGUCUGGUAUUAAGUGCAGAGUAACCACACUGCCUUGAAUCCAGACAGUCUGCUUUCCGAGUGUUACUGUUUUUUUGUCUCACGUGACGCGGAGGUCACCAGGUGUGCUGUCACUAGUGGCAUUGUUAACUGCUUGCCUGCCCGCUCACUGCUUCCCUGUGUGACGUCUGUUGAUCCCCGUGACAGUGACGCACUCUUCCACCAGUAGAUUUCCUGCUGCCUUCACCUUGUUGUGCUCACCUGGCAGGCCACACCCCAGCAGGACAGUAGUGGUGGCAGUGAUACAGCACCAGUAGUCCUAGUAAUACAACACUAGUCCACCUACCAGGUUUAUUCGCCAGGUUAGCUCCCCUAAGUAAGGAGCCAACACAUCCACCAGCACCACCACCACCAUGGCCUCCCUGCCUCCCUGCCCUGCCUCCCUCAAGCAGUUGCAGCACUACCUCAAGCUGGCCUCCGACUAUGAUAAGAGGGAGCCAGUUGUGUCUUACUGGGCCCGCCUGUACACUCUGCAGACAGCCCUCAAGAUUGACCGCAAGUCCCCUGAGGCCCGUGCCCUCCUCACUGGCCUCAUGGACUACCUAGAGAACUUCAAAAAGGAACACAAGGACAACGAGGCUGUCUCAAAUGACAUGGUGGCCCAGGCCUUCGUGGAGGAGGUGGCUCACAAGCUCUUCACGUGGGCGGACACGGAGGACCGAGCUGCCAGAUUCAAUAAGAAUGUUGUGAAAGUCUUCUACACAGUGGGGCUGCUGUUUGACGUGUGUGACGUGUUUGGCGAUGUGUCCGAGGAGGUGGUGAAGCAGCGCAAGUAUGCCAAGUGGAAGGCAACCUACAUCCACAACUGCCUCAAGAAUGGGGAGACACCCAUCCCAGGCCCCAUGGGUGGAGAGGACGAGGGUCUGGGGGAGGAGGCUGAGGGUGGUGAGGAAGGAGCAGUGGGUGGCGGGGCAUCCCUGGGGUGGUCACAGCCACAGCCACACCCGGGCCUUCCCUCCGUCCCAGAUGACAGCAGUCUCCCCUCUGUGCCAGGAGCAGGUGACCUUCCCUCUGUGUCUUCAUCCUCCCCCCCACCAGCAGCACCCAGGUCACAUCCCCCGCCCCAGCAGCCUGCUGCCCUUGACCCUACUGUGGCCCCAGCACAGCCUGUACCCACCGCCUCCUUCCAGAUGCUAGAAGCCACUGGUGGGUCUGUGCCUCUUACCCCUGACAUGGUGACAAAGGCUCAGAAAUACUGCAAGUGGGCGGUGUCUGCACUCGAUUAUGACGACUCCCAGACUGCCAUCUUCAACCUGCAGAAGGCCCUAACCCUCCUCUCCACCGGACGUGACAGCUGAGCCCUUGUAGGUCCCCAUCAGCCUCCGCUUUCUUCCUUAAUGUGUCAGGAGGGAAUCAUAAGGCCAGGUUCUACUGUUCGCCGAUAUUAUUAAGUCUUAGAUUUCUCGUCUCAAGUUAGAAAGAAUAAAUGCUAUUUUCAUUAGUUAGAACUGAUUGAGAUUGAUUUAUACGAUUUGUUUCUGGGUUUUAAUAGUCUCUGAAUGUUAAGCUGUGUUGUUUUAAGAUUUUACCACUUUAUUUUUGUGUUUAUAUUCAUUUUGCAUAAAUGUUUACAUCCAAGGUACUUGUCCCCUCAUUAAUACAGUAGAAUGCAUCAGCCAUCAUCUUCUGCCUCUUUCACUCAUUGUUUGAAAUAUAAACACUCAUUUCCAUAGCUAUAUUUUGUAUGACUUCCUGGGAGCCGGCAGGAACAACCGUUGUGCACUGCCUCGUGUUACCGCAGGUAGGUAAGGUUGGUGUUGUGCCUUGAUUCUUUGUGUUAUCGUUAGCAGGUAUAGUAAAAUGUCCAGCAAGUGAUGCAUUUCACUGCUGUUUGUAACACUCAUGCUGACCCUUGAUGCCUUCCACCACUCAAGGUGACCCAUGUUUGGAGUAUAGACAGUAAGCUCAUGUAACUGUAGACUGGGUGUCUGGAGUCUUUAAGUUGCUGGGCAAAGGAAGCAAAAAAAUUUUUUUAAGGAGUGCCAUUAGCUAAUGUAAUGUGACAGUGACCAAGUGGGUGAGUGUGAUGAUCAGGAAUGUUGGAGAAUAUUUCUUGAGUGUGAGGGCUUGUAAUCACAGGAUGCUUAUUUUUGCUUUAUCCUGUGGGUAAGUGUUGCCAUGCACAAAGCAGUAUCAACAGAUUAAUAUUACCAGAGGGAACCUGCUACAUCCAAUAUAAGAUUAUGCAUGUGUUGGUUGGGUGAAUUUACCAAACCUUUGUGUUCAGAUGUUGAGGCAGACACAUUCUUUCACCAGUGCAAUGCAAGUAAGUAUUUUUUCUCCAAGGGAUAAUCUGACAAAUGCACCACCAUGGCCAUGUAUCCAUCUGUUGUAUUAAGACAGCAUUGUUGUCAUAUGUUGAGUUACAUUGUGCCAGCAAGUCAGCAGUGGAAUUCAAGAUGUCUGCCUUGAAACAUUAACAAGUAAAUUAGGAAGUCCUUCAUUGCACAUGGACAAGUGCUGCUCUUCAUGUUCUAAAGAGUAACACCUGUGCAAGGGACUCUUCUGGGCCACCAAACAUUAGUACAUGUUAAAAUUUAUUUAUUUCAAAGGAGUAAGUGCUGACAGUAGUAGGUGGAGAAGGGAAUGAUGUAGAAAGGUAGCUUAAAUUAUACAAAACAAUUCCAUUGUUUCACAAGAACUUACGGGCAAUAUAAAGAGACUAUUUAUGCUUUAAUGAUUAGACUUAAGUUAUAAAUAUAAAUAAACUUUGAAUAUGUGCAA
Messenger RNA from Scylla paramamosain (green mud crab), 2823 nucleotides. It is a transcript of the gene Vta1, whose product is annotated as vacuolar protein sorting-associated protein VTA1 homolog. Gene Ontology annotation, cellular component: multivesicular body. The coding region runs from base 453 to 1397 and encodes 314 amino acids. Gene Ontology annotation, biological process: late endosome to vacuole transport via multivesicular body sorting pathway. The record is from RefSeq and is a predicted model, not a curated record. NCBI's taxonomy places the organism in Eukaryota, Metazoa, Arthropoda, Malacostraca, Decapoda, Portunidae. The transcript has 8 exons.